This is a messenger RNA of Ixodes scapularis (black-legged tick), 2319 nucleotides long. Its product is annotated as sulfotransferase ssu-1-like. Bases 231 to 1196 code for a protein of 321 amino acids. Gene Ontology annotation, cellular component: cytoplasm. The transcript has 2 exons. Gene Ontology annotation, biological process: sulfation. The record is from RefSeq and is a predicted model, not a curated record. Gene Ontology annotation, molecular function: sulfotransferase activity. Lineage: Eukaryota; Metazoa; Arthropoda; Arachnida; Ixodida; Ixodidae.
CCCGAAAAGCUGCGCGUCAGCGACACGGGCCAGCUGGCGUCCAUUUCGGUCAGCCAGAAGAACAAGCCAACAGGCCCAAGGGAACUACAGCGGCAGCAGUGGCGACAACGGAAUCCAAGACAACCGCGGCUAAGACGACACCAAGUCGACAGAGGUUAUAAAAGAAGCAGUGCAGCGUCGACGGGAGGAGUCAGCGACCAGGGCUGUCUGCGGAGAAACCUCUGGAACAGAUGUCAGCUGCACCAAAUGUGAAUGCUAGUUCUCUUUUCAAGAACCUGGAUGGCUUCUACAUGAGCAGCUUCCUGGACGAGGACACCGUACAGUCCGCUAUGUCCUACAAGCCCCGGUCCGACGACAUCUUCAUUGUCACGUACCCCAAAUGCGGUACAACCUGGACACAGUACAUUGCCCACUGCAUCUUGUAUGACGGUGUCCUUCCCAAGGACUUCACUGAAUUCAUUCUAAGGUCACCUUGGCUUGAGUUCCUGGGUUCCGAGGCUGCAGAAACAAUGGUCCGCCCAGGCACUAUCAAGUGCCAUCUUCCCUUCCAUAAGCUUCCUUACUCUGAGAACGCGAGGUACAUAUUCGUGGUUAGAAACCCGUAUGACGUCUGCGUCUCCUUCUAUCACCACGCUAGAGGCAUCCCUAGCAAUGGGCUUGAAGAUGCACCAUUUGAUACAUUUUUAGAUUUGUUUCUCAGUGGCCAAGUUGGUUACGGAGACUAUUUUGAUCACUUGCUGUCUCUCUACAAGCACCGAAACAAUUCAAAUGUUUUGUUCUUCAGGUACGAAGACUUACAAAAGGACAUAAAGACUUGGGUGCUCAAUAUCGCUGACUUCCUUGGUGAGGAGUACGGUCAAAAGCUGAGACAUGAUAACGUGCUCCUCGACAAAAUUGUGAAAGCCACCAGCUUUGAAAGCCUGAAGAAAACUGUCAAUGACGGCAUGAAAACCCUGAUGCAUGAUCUUUUCUCCCUUCCCCCUGAGAGACAGCUUAAGUCUUUGCAAGUAUACAGUCAAAGAUCUGGCGGAAGACCGAAGUUGGAGCUCAAGCAGGAAUUUCUUCGCAAGGGUAUCCUUGGGGACUACAAGAACCUCUUCUCGGAUGAACAGAUUAGACGGAUGAAGGGGAGAAUCGCAUCUAAGACUAAAGGAAGCGAUGUUAUGAAUUUGUGGAUUGAUAUUGGACUUCCAUGAUAACAUUCCGGUGGAUUCGUAUUUCGCGAUAACAUUGUUUUCUUUUAUUUAAAUACCAAUAUUCAUUCCUUGGCAAAAAGUGCCCCUGAAUCAUGACACUUGUACAUGGCUAGGAUCAUGUUCAUAUAUUACACAAAAACUGCCAAAAGUAAAAAAAAAAUAAAUUAAGGUGCGCCGAAGUAUUUGGAAUUUUAAAUUUGCGGUGCAUAUGCUUUUUAGUCACGGAUUACGCUGCUAGGUGUCCCCAGUAUCGAAGUUUUUGCGUCAUUCUUCUAAACGCCAUAGCUCAAGGUCUGGGUCGACAACCCUUUCGUAGAAGGGGUCGAUUUAGCGCUAAACAGAUACGGAGCUGGCCAAAUAAAAAAAAAAGGAGGGGGAGGGGCAGUUAUCCUGAAAAUGAAAUAUUAUUGAAGAAGACUGUGAGUGGAUCAAUGUUGUUUGCUGCCAUGAAAAAUAAUGCUCUCUUGAUUGAGGCAUAUACGCAACGUAAGAUUUCUGGCGGUUCUUGAUGAUCAAUACUGCUUAAAGAUGCGGACAUUCGCAAAGCCACUAGCUGAGGGUUGUAAAACGUUUGGGAGGGGUCAUCUGUUAUUAGCAGACGUACGUUUGAUAUUAUGGUGCUCAACUCACAGUGUUCACACACUUAUGUGCUUAGCGAACACUACGAAUCAAGCUUGCAGCGAGCUUUCACAAAUUAGAAAAGUGACUCAGGACGAUCAAUGGAAUGCAUCCUUCAACUUAUUUCAUGUGAGGCUAUUCACACUCAUGGACAACGUUUUGUGGUGAUUAAGGAGUGAAGAGCGCUCAUGUACAGCUGAAGUGGCGUUCGAGUUACUCGACUUCCCAGCGCCUGUGACAUCGACUGCAUAGUCGCAGAAAGUUAUCUCCGAGUAUAGUAAAUGUGUUUAACUUGGGAGAGCUCAGCUUUAAAUGAACUUUAGAAAACGUAGCUGUCAUUUGAGCAUUUCUGAAAAUCAGCAAACCAAACACUCCGUUAGCCUUAAGCACUAUCUUAGAGAAAUUAUAUUUGUGGAACACUGUGCUCAUUUCACCUACAAAUAAUCACCAAGAAGGGGAACGAUAAAAGCGAUUAGUUGGUAGAGGUUCCUGGUAAAAAAAAAAA